Molecule: messenger RNA, 982 nt
Organism: Astyanax mexicanus (Mexican tetra)
Lineage: Eukaryota; Metazoa; Chordata; Actinopteri; Characiformes; Acestrorhamphidae
Exons: 6
Coding region: 134-982 (282 amino acids)
Source: RefSeq, a predicted model, not a curated record
GUGGAAAAAUGUUCAAAGUUGUUGAAUUUCCGGAGAGGGAGGAGGUUGCCGUAAUAAGUGCCAGUUGGAUGCAAGGGGAACAGAAGUGUUUCUGGCCAUCAUUUGUCUCACCAGACAAAAUAAAAAAGCAGUAAUGGAACACAGAGAACCAAAUGAUGCAUGGACACUCUAUGAUGUUGAUGUUUCCUAUACAACAGAUAGCUAUGAAAAGGCAAGAAAAAAGGCUAAGGCUAUCGAAGAAGAAAUAAUCUUUAUGAGUGAGAGUGAAAAGGAGCUGGAACGAGGGGCUCGACCAAAAAAACCAGCCAAAAGAUUAGAUGACGACUAUGUGGCGCUUGGGCACAGAGGGAAGAAAAGGUGUCUUAGUCUCCCCAAACCUCCACCCUGCCGUGUGUCAAUCUCCAGCACUGAGAAACAGCCCUCUUUGUCACUUCCAUCUUCACCGCAACCACCGUCUCUCCCUUUAGACCCUGUGAUGCAGUUUACAGCUUGGGACCGUUAUGUAGUAUCUGCUUUGGAGAACAUAAAGGAAGAGCUGGCAGUUUUAAAGAGGAUGGUAGCAGGUCUGACCACAACCACCAACACAAUCAGUGCCCCUGAUGGCCUCAACCUCCCACUAAAAAGCACAGAUGACAUAGUCCCUCUAGAGGCACAGCUGGAAGACAAGAGCUUCCAACAGCAACUGGUGCUCUUUCUGAGUACAGUUGGUGGCAUGGAUGUCGCAGGUGCAACAAGACGGGUCCUGGCAACAAUCAUGACGAAUGAAGUUGCUAUGAAAUUGAACUGGGUUGGCCACGGAGGGAAAAUGGCUUUUCAGACCCUAAAGCUUUGCAAAGUUAUGUGUGAGGCCGUGAGAAGAUCAAUCAUGCCACCACCAAAGGAUGCAGAGAUCGAGCAGGUGGCAAAGGUUUGGCUUCGGAAUGCACGAGACCGUUCAGGUGGACGAAAGCAGCGUCUCAUGCAAUCUCUUAAAAAAAAAUAG